AUGGCUGCUUCAAAUCCUCAAAACGUCAUUCGAAGGAAACUCGUCAUCAUUGGUGACGGAGCAUGCGGCAAGACCAGUCUGCUCAGCGUAUUCACGCUAGGAUACUUUCCUACACAUUAUGUCGGUCCUCCAAUCGCUAUCCCCACCGUCUUCGAAAACUAUGUCACAGAUUGCCGUGAGGAUUAUGAGCGACUACGACCUCUUGCCUACUCCAAAGCGCAUGUUAUCCUCAUCGCUUUCUCCGUUGACACCCCCGACUCUCUCGACAACGUCAAGCACAAGUGGAUAGAAGAAGCUAGCCGCCUCUGCCCUGACGUUCCGAUCAUGCUUGUCGGCCUUAAGAAGGAUCUUCGCGAAGACCCCGUGGCGAUCGAGGAGAUGCGCAAGAAGUCUCUCCCCUUUGUCACCACUGCACAGGGCGAUGCCGUCGCCCGUGAAGUUGGCGCUCGGAAGUACCUCGAGUGCUCCAGUCUCAGUGGCGAGGGCGUCGACGAUGUGUUCGAGGCUGCCACACGUGCGGCACUGCUGACGUUCGAGAAGGGUGAGGGAGGAGGGUGCUGCGUCAUCCUCUGA
This is a messenger RNA of Verticillium dahliae VdLs.17, 573 nucleotides long. Its product is annotated as GTP-binding protein rho2. The transcript is spliced from 6 exons. The coding region runs from base 1 to 573 and encodes 190 amino acids. The record is from RefSeq and is a predicted model, not a curated record. Gene Ontology annotation, biological process: small GTPase-mediated signal transduction. Gene Ontology annotation, molecular function: GTP binding; GTPase activity. NCBI's taxonomy places the organism in Eukaryota, Fungi, Ascomycota, Sordariomycetes, Glomerellales, Plectosphaerellaceae.